Pseudozyma hubeiensis SY62 is the source of this 549-nucleotide messenger RNA. RefSeq lists its product as hypothetical. Gene Ontology annotation, cellular component: nucleus. The record is from RefSeq and is a predicted model, not a curated record. Gene Ontology annotation, biological process: mismatch repair. Gene Ontology annotation, molecular function: ATP-dependent DNA damage sensor activity; mismatched DNA binding; ATP binding. The transcript has 2 exons. Bases 1 to 549 code for a protein of 182 amino acids. Lineage: Eukaryota; Fungi; Basidiomycota; Ustilaginomycetes; Ustilaginales; Ustilaginaceae.
AUGCGACAGGACGAGUCGGUUGCGAGCGAGGGCAGCUCCUUCACGCGGGAGCUGGGACGACUUCAUCGAGCGUUGGCCAUGUCGACUAAAAGGAGCUUGGUUCUGCUCGAUGAAGUUGGCAGGGAGUGUCGAAGCGAUGGAGCGAUCGAGCGCCAUCUUCCAGCCACGCUCCCCAUCCAACGUGCACACAUGCAGACGCUCCUCCUGCCCACCCUCGCCUCGACCUACAGCUCGCUCACGUACCUCUACCGCCUCCGUCCCGGUUUCGCCGAGACCUCGCAUGCGUGUCACUGCGCGCGACUCUGCGGUGUACCCGAGUCCGUGGUGGAGCGUGCCGAUCGGAUCUGUUGCGUUGGACUGAGGGAGUGGAACGACGCGGAGGCGGUGAGGGAUGAGGAGGUGGUGAGGAGGUUGAUGCAGUUGCAGCUGGGGAACGGUGAGGAAGAGGAGAGGGACAUGGAUGAAGCGGAGGCUGAGAGGAUGCUUCGCUGGGUGCUGGAUGGUGAUCCCGAGGCCGUUUCUCGAGCAGGGAUGCAGGUCGAUGAAUGA